UUGACGUAUUGGUUGGGAAAGGUUUUUGGGAGUUGAAUUAUAGUCGAGCUUGACCCUUGAUUGGUUGAAGAAUGAAGAUAGACAUAUAGAAAGGUACGUAAGAGGUGCACCUUUAAAAAUCAACAAUAUUUCAUUUAUGCACAUUUGAGUAGCUGAUUAAGAUCAGUGCAGUGUAUGUGGUAGAGAAAGAGAGACCAUGAAGUGCAAUCUAAUGCUUGCUUAUAUAAUUAUAGCAAGUAUCCUAACUUUGUCACCAAACGUUAAUGCAAAGACCAAACAUAGUCACUUUGUGCUGGUUCAUGGGGCUGGUCAUGGAGCCUGGUGUUGGUACAAGGUGACUACUCUCUUACAAUCCGCAGGUCAUAAUGUUACAAAUAUAGACCUCACAGCCUCUGGAAUCAACCUCGACAAAGUUAGCCAAGUCAACAGUUCAGUGGUUGACUAUGCUAAGCCAUUGAUGGAUUUCAUGGAGUCCCUUCCAGCCACGGUGGCUAAUAAAGUCGUUCUAGUCAGUCAUAGCUUAGGUGGUCUCAGCAUCUCCCUUGCCAUGGAAAGCUUUCCUUAUAAAAUUUCUGCUGCAGUAUUUGUCACCUCUGCUAUGCCUGCUCCUAACCUCAGUUUUCUUAAUAUAUCUCAAGAGUUGACAAGAAGAGCGGGUUCUUUUAUGGAUUCAAAAGUUCUAUUUGAGAAUGGUCCUAAUAAACCUCCAACGUCCUUAAUUUUUGGGCCAAUAUAUAUGGCAACAAAGAUGUACCAACUUUCACCACCACAGGACUUGGUUCUUGCAAUGUCACUGGUGAGGGCUGUCCCUUUCUUUAAUAAUGAAGAGUUGGUGAACAAACAAGUAAAACUUACCAAGGAAAGGUAUGGAUCUGUCAAAAGAGUUUUUAUAGUGUGUGACCAAGACUUAACACUCGAGGAGAGUUUCCAAAGAUGGAUGAUAGAGAGGAACCCACCUCAUGAAGUUAAAGUCAUUAAUGGGACUGAUCAUAUGGCUAUGUUCACUAAACCACUUGAGCUUUUUACUUAUCUUGGGGAGAUUGCAGCAGAGAAAUAUUCUUCAAAUUUAUUAAACUAGUUAAUUUUUUUUUGGAGUUGGUGUUCAUAUUUUGAUUUAUUUUUCACAGUAAGGAUCUUGAGGAAGAAAAAUAAAUUAUAGCUAUUUAAUUUUUUGAUAUUUUUUGUUUUUGUCGUAAGAUUUUAUAUUUUUGCACUUUUCGGACGUGCUAAAACCAUGUACAACAAAUAUAAAAAUAAACAUAUACAAUAAUAUUAGUACAUGUAA
Messenger RNA from Humulus lupulus (European hop), 1285 nucleotides. RefSeq names its product methyl jasmonate esterase 1-like. The record is from RefSeq and is a predicted model, not a curated record. The transcript is spliced from 3 exons. Gene Ontology annotation, molecular function: methyl salicylate esterase activity; methyl indole-3-acetate esterase activity; methyl jasmonate esterase activity. The coding region runs from base 197 to 1078 and encodes 293 amino acids. NCBI's taxonomy places the organism in Eukaryota, Viridiplantae, Streptophyta, Magnoliopsida, Rosales, Cannabaceae. Gene Ontology annotation, biological process: jasmonic acid metabolic process; salicylic acid metabolic process.